ACUUUUAUAGUCCUAAACAAAGGGAAAACAAUCUUCCGCUUCAGUGCCACGCCUUCCUUGUACAUCAUAAGCCCUUUUAAUCCAUUUAGGCGGAUAGCUAUAAAGAUUUUGAUACAUUCGUUAUUCAGCAUGAUCAUCAUGUGCACCAUUUUGACCAACUGUAUAUUCAUGACAUUCAGUGAUCCACCAGAGUGGUCCAAACAAGUAGAGUAUACCUUCACAGGUAUCUAUACAUUUGAGUCGCUCACAAAAAUUGUUGCCCGAGGAUUUGCCAUCGACAACUUCACCUUUCUCAGAGACCCAUGGAACUGGCUGGACUUCAUGGUCAUUUCYAUGGCAUAUAUAACAGAGUUUGUGGACCUUGGGAAUGUCUCGGCGCUGAGAACGUUCAGGGUUCUCCGAGCUUUGAAAACUAUUUCUGUCAUUCCAGGUGAGACUCCCAUUUAAACACUAAGGCUGAGCUCAAUUUUAUUUUUUACGUCACUCUCUACCACUUUCUUUGGAGAUGGUAGGUUUGUCUUCCCCAAAACUUCUUUUGUUUUCGUAUAAUAAAAAAUGGUACAAACACAUUUUGUUAGGCUUAGCAGUCUGCUGGCAGCAUUAUGUUAAAUACAACAGCUGCUAUCUGUAAAUAGGUUUUUCUUUCUGAAGUAGCCUAGAAAUUCAUGUGCAAAAUAUUGUAAUGACUUUAAUAUUUCCUAGAAGUUGACUUUUAGGAGGUCAGUGAGUUUUAAAAUCUGUAUCAUCUUUGCACAUUUGGUUUACCUCCAUUUUUUACUCCAAAUUCCUGUGACUUUAAAAUACCUUUAAUUAGACUGCCAAGCCUAAUCUGAUAAAACAUUAAUGCUGCAUGAAGCUUUGAGAGAUGCUGUCCAAGUUUGGCUUUAAGAAGCUUUCUUUUUUUUUUUCAUUUAUUUCAUUUUUUAGUGUAAAAAGUUAAAAGAUGUAGGUUCAAUUUAUCUACUCAUCCUGGAUCUGAUCGUUAAAUAAAUGAAUAWAUGAGUGUAACCCUGAGCAGUGCUGUGCGUGUACCAGUCAGUAGUUUUACAAAGAAACAUAAAACAUAUAAUUACUGCUCCUGUAGCGUUCUACGUUUGUUUUACUGCACUUUUUUCUUUACCCUGCCUUCCAGCAGCAAGUUGUCACCUAUUUGUUUAAUUAAACUGAACAAAUAUCAUUCUCAAUAUUACAUGUGUAGCUAAACAAUCCACAUCAGAAGAACUUUAAAAGAYCAUUUAACAGCUGUUUUUUUUCUUACUUUUUUGUUUCAAACAUUCUUUUCAGCUUAGUUUUGUUUUGCACACUUUUCACUGCUUUGAAACUACUUAAMUAGGGUUACAAAAAUAUCUGGUUAAAGUCUUGAAAAAUACAUGUWAUGGGGUAAAAUACUUUGCUUUUUCAACACUAUUGAUGAUGUGAGUGGAUGGUAACACCUUGCUGAAUCUCCCUCUACGUGCAAGAAGAAUCUAAAAGAGUGUAAAAAACUGAACUAGURGCUUCUUUCACUGUAUACACACAUCUUUAUGUGUUUAAAAUAUAAUACAUACCCAAUACAUCCAGCACUAUAAAAACAUGGACAAAUAAGUGCUCAGGARAGGAACUUUUAUUUUGAGCUGUGUCAUCAACACAUAUAGAGUUGAUGCUGAUUCAGUCAUUUCUUUCAGCCUUGGCGUUUAAAUGAUCUGCAUGGCCCCUCUCAUGAACCCCAAACUCCACCCCUUCAGGCCCCAAACCCUCCUUGCAUGUUGUCUUUUCUCUUCUGUAUUUCCUGCACUGAUUGAUUUURGUGCUGCUGGGUUUGAAUGAUUUGUUGAAUCCAGUAUAACUGUUAUCUGAAGCUAGUUGGAGAUGUUUCCAUAAAACAUGUUUCCUCUUCAGAAUGGUCCUAUGUUCAGGUGGAGAGGCYAAUGUCGACCCUCAUGGCAAAACARAAAACACUGYCUUCUAAUUUAUUUGAUCUGUUUAUGUCCACGUGAUUCAUUCAUGUUAAAUAAAAACAAACAAAAUGUGAUUUAUUGUCUUCUGAUGGAAACAUCUGUACAGCUUCAGUACAAAUACUGAACUUACUAAAUGGCUCACUUCAAAUAACACUURUGCUUCCUUGUAACCAUAUUCUUUUCUAUUAGGUAAUUUUUACUAAAUUACUUUUCAUAAACCUUUCAUUUUAUUGAGAUAAUAUUUAAAUGAUAAAUCAGCUGCUUUUUACUUAAAUCUCACCAA
Messenger RNA from Austrofundulus limnaeus, 2220 nucleotides. Its product is annotated as sodium channel protein type 8 subunit alpha. Lineage: Eukaryota; Metazoa; Chordata; Actinopteri; Cyprinodontiformes; Rivulidae. The record is from RefSeq and is a predicted model, not a curated record. Gene Ontology annotation, biological process: membrane depolarization during action potential; sodium ion transmembrane transport; neuronal action potential. Gene Ontology annotation, molecular function: voltage-gated sodium channel activity. Gene Ontology annotation, cellular component: voltage-gated sodium channel complex; plasma membrane.